AUGCUGCAAUGCAUCAGUGGAGGAAUCCAUCUCUUCUACAGACCUGGAGCCGAGGCCAUUCUGCCCUGUGACGAUGUUUCAUCCUCUGACAGAGUUUGUUCCACAGUUUACUGGCUUUACAGCAGAGAUCUGUCUCAGACAUUUGGUCUGGUUAAGAAUGGAAAUGUGAAUAAGUCAGCCCGAGCUGCCAGGAUGAGUCUGGACACCAACUGCUCUCUGGUCAUCAACAACAUCACUGCUGAAGAUGUUGGUUACUACUCCUGUCGACAGGCCCAAAAACUGGACAUUAAAGUGUAUCUAAGUAUUGUAACAAUCUUGCCAUCUCCACCAGAUGCUGAUCCAAAGACAGACGGUAAAGUCACAUUAGAGUGUUCUCUGCUGAGAUUCAGCGGCCUCACUCCUUGUCGACAGAACAGCAUCCGCUGGGUGAAUGAAACAGGCACUGUGCUGCCUGGUGAAGGUGUCACAUACGAGAUCAUCGAAUCGAUGAAGUGUGUCUCUCCUCUGACUGUGAAGCGUCAGAGUGGCCACAACAGGAGAUACACCUGCCAGGUGGUUGAUGAGAGGAAUAAUGUCCAGAUAGAGGUUGACUACACACCUGUCUUCACAUGUGGGAUAAAUGAUGAUCAGACAGACAAGUCCAAUACAGAUUGGUCUCCUCUGGACUACGUCAUGUUGACUCUGCGUAUUUCAGGACUUCUCCUGAUUACUGUAAUUGUUGUUCUUCUCAUCAAAGGCAGAGGGAACAAAACACCACCUCACCAAAACAACGUGCAUGACGAUGGCGAUGAAGUCAAGUAUGAAAAUGUAGAAGCAACUUCUGCUGCUACCUGACUGCACUGAUCAACAACCUUCUUAUUGAAUUCCAUUUAGCUGCUUCAGUUUCAUUGUCCUUGUAUUGCACAUUGUUAAUGUUAUUUGUUACACCUGUGCUUUUCCUACUAUGACAAGAGGUGAAAAAGGCUCAUUUUACUUGUUAUGUCAUACCCUUUACUUUUCUUAUUAUAUUUCGAAUAUGGUAACAUGUUCCUCCAAACCAUAA
Thunnus maccoyii (southern bluefin tuna) is the source of this 1042-nucleotide messenger RNA. RefSeq lists its product as uncharacterized. The coding region runs from base 1 to 834 and encodes 277 amino acids. Gene Ontology annotation, molecular function: MHC class II protein binding; protein tyrosine kinase binding. Gene Ontology annotation, cellular component: membrane raft; external side of plasma membrane. The transcript is spliced from 6 exons. Gene Ontology annotation, biological process: T cell activation; positive regulation of ERK1 and ERK2 cascade; interleukin-15-mediated signaling pathway. The record is from RefSeq and is a predicted model, not a curated record. NCBI's taxonomy places the organism in Eukaryota, Metazoa, Chordata, Actinopteri, Scombriformes, Scombridae.